AUGUCAUCGUCAAGGCUCGCAUCCCAGCGCAUAAGCCAUGCCAUUUGUGUUGAGCACCUGGCAUCUGAGGUGAAGACAUUCCACCUCCGCAAGAAGGGGUUUCGAAUCUACCACAAAACAACGAGUUGUACAAGGCCCACUCUAUUUAACCCCAACCAGAUCGUCGACAUAAGCCAUCUGUCAAAAAUAUGUUCGAUCAACAAGGAAGCGCAAUAUGCAUUGGUGGAACCAAAUGUCACCAUCUUUGACCUCGUCCAAGCUGUCCUUCCUUACGGGUUGCUGCCCAAGGUUGUCAUGGAGUUUCCCAAUGUCACUGUUGGCGGGGCAUUUUCAGGAGCGUCCGGGAAUAGCAGCUGCUUCAAGUUUGGGCUGUUCGAGCAGACGAUCGACUGGAUCGAAAUAGUGCUUGCCGAUGGUCGUAUCGUGACCGCAUCACCACACGAACACCCAGACCUCUUUUAUGGUGCUGCUGGAACUUUAGGGACCUUGGGCAUCGUCACACUUUUGCGGGUGCAGUGCAUCCCUGCGAGCCCCUACGUUGAGCUGACAUACAGUCCUUUCUGUGGAGCUGCCGCGAAAGAUGAUGCCCUGAAGCAAAUCCAAUCCGAAGUCCGCGAGAACAGAGUCGAUUACGUGGAUGGCAUUAUAUUCCGACACAAUCUUGCUCUGGUCAUGACGGGUCGGCUGAGUAGGAAGCGACUCCCACCAGGCCUGCAUCAGACAUUCCAGCAAAGAAGCGACCCUUGGUUUUGCAUGCAUGCCCUAUCACUUACAUUGGCACAGGAGAAGACGACAAUCACAGUCCCAAUCUUGGACUAUCUCUUUCGUUACGACCGCGGCGCAUUCUGGGGAGGUAACGCUGCUCUUGCGUACUUCAACCUGCCCUGCAACCGUCUGUUUCGUUGGGCAUUGGAUUCUCUGCUUCAGGCGACAGCCCUGACCCAAGUCAUUCAUACAGCGAAACUGGCGCGGAGUUUCGUGGUCCAAGAUCUCGCAGUGCCACUGUCUAAUGCGAGCUCUUUUUUAAGCGACAUAUCGCAGAUCCUUGACCUCUCCGAGCGACCCAUUUGGCUAUGUCCCGUCACCAAUAUCUAUCACGACAAACCCACCUUUACUUCUUCAGUAAGGUGCCCGCGCACGAGGGAGCCUGAAAAAUUGAUCGAUGUUGGUCUCUACGGGAUGUCUUUCGCCAAUGCGGAAGAGUUUGGUAAUGUCAAUCGAGCUCUCGAGAGGUCGCUCCGCAUACACGGCGGCCAGAAAGCCUUGUUUGCUAGCUCAUUCUAUACCGAGGACGAAUUCUGGUCAAUUUAUGAUCGCAAGUGGUACACCGCCCUGCGGGAGAAGUACAAUGCAGCAUCCUUGCCGUCUGUAUAUGAGAAGGUCCAGGACCCGACCGAAGCGGAAACUGGCAAAUUGGGCCUUACACGGAAUGACGUGCUGCGUGCACGACUUGAGGGUCAGGGGGAAGCAACAAGCUGGGUGGUCGCUUGGUUUUGGCGAACCAGACCUCUACCCGGUGUUUACGGACUGAUCAAAUUCCUGGUUGGUGGCGAUUACUUGUUGAGCAAGGGUAGAUCAGUCGACAGCAGAAGACUAUAA
Messenger RNA from Fonsecaea erecta, 1599 nucleotides. RefSeq lists its product as hypothetical. The record is from RefSeq and is a predicted model, not a curated record. Gene Ontology annotation, molecular function: Delta24(24-1) sterol reductase activity; FAD binding. Gene Ontology annotation, cellular component: cytoplasm; membrane. NCBI's taxonomy places the organism in Eukaryota, Fungi, Ascomycota, Eurotiomycetes, Chaetothyriales, Herpotrichiellaceae. Gene Ontology annotation, biological process: steroid metabolic process. The coding region runs from base 1 to 1599 and encodes 532 amino acids. The transcript has 2 exons.